AUGGGGAGGCUGCUGACUCAGGACAAUUGGGACAAGGCCAGAGAGGUGAAGAACUUCACGGAUGUUUUGCACCAGAACCUGGCAGACCGACUCACCCAGGCGAAGCGUGGAAUUCAGGAACCCGCCGUCUCCGAGAGGCGACUGCGGGUGGAGCAACUCCUCCGCCAGAAUGCUGAUCCGAACGCUCUGGACCGUCUCGGCCACACAGCCCUCUUCGGUGCUGCGUACGAAGGACACCCGGAGCUGGUCGAGGCGCUGCUGAAGGCCGGUGCCCAGCUGGAUGCCCGCGACGAGCAGGGCUUCACGGCCCUCAUCUAUGCUGCAAACGCUGGCCAUCUGAAGGUGGUGGAGGCGUUGGUGAAGGCCGGAGCUCAGCUGGAGCCGCGGAAUGAGCGGGGCAUCACAGCCUGCAUGCUCGCUGCAAACAAGGGCCACUUGAAGGUGGUGGAGGCGUUGGUGAAGGCCGGAGCUCAGCUGGAUGCCCGGAGUGAGCAAGGCUUCACAGCCCUCAUGUCUGCUUCAAACGAAGGCCACUUGAAGGUGGUCGAGGCUUUGCUGAGGGCUGGUGCCCAGCCGCAUUUGAAGGAUGUGGCUGGCAAAACAGCCUUUGACUAUGCACGAGAGCAGGGGCACUUGCAGAUUGCGGAUGUCCUGAAGCAUCUGACUGGACAUGGUCAAAAGCCCCCAAAACCCUAA
Symbiodinium sp. CCMP2456 is the source of this 696-nucleotide messenger RNA. Lineage: Eukaryota; Dinophyceae; Suessiales; Symbiodiniaceae. The record is from the annotation of a GenBank genome assembly.